Closterium sp. NIES-65 is the source of this 666-nucleotide messenger RNA. Lineage: Eukaryota; Viridiplantae; Streptophyta; Zygnematophyceae; Desmidiales; Closteriaceae. The record is from the annotation of a GenBank genome assembly.
AUGGCAUGUGCAUGCCCCUUGAGAGUGCCUGCUGGUGUGCUGCAGCCUGCUGGUGUGCUGCAGCCUGCUGGUGUGCUGCAGCCUGCUGUUGUGCUGCAGCCUGCUGGUGUGCUGCAGCCUGCUGGUGUGCUGCAGCCUGCUGUUGUGCUGCAGCCUGCUGGUGUGCUGCAGCCUGCUGGUGUGCUGCAGCCUGCUGUUGUGCUGCAGCUUGCUGGUGUGCUGCAGCCUGCUGGUGUGCUGCAGCCUGCUGGUGUGCUGCAGCCUGCUGGUGUGCUGCAGCCUGCUGUUGUGCUGCAGCCUGCUGGUGUGCUGCAGCCUGCUGUUGUGCUGCAGCCUGCUGGUGUGCUGCAGCCUGCUGGUGUGCUGCAGCCUGCUGUUGUGCUGCAGCCUGCUGGUGUGCUGCAGCCUGCUGUUGUGCUGCAGCCUGCUGGUGUGCUGCAGCCUGCUGGUGUGCUGCAGCCUGCUGUUGUGCUGCAGCCUGCUGGUGUGCUGCAGCCUGCUGUUGUGCUGCAGCCUGCUGGUGUGCUGCAGCCUGCUGUUGUGCUGCAGCCUGAUGUUGCACCUGAGAUAAAAUUGCUGCGAGGGAGGGAUCUUGAAGAGAGGGCCCACGUCCCUGCAUUGCACACUGCACUGCACCAGCCGAUGCCAUGCUGGAUACUACAGUAG